Molecule: messenger RNA, 1285 nt
Organism: Naegleria gruberi
Lineage: Eukaryota; Heterolobosea; Eutetramitea; Acrasida; Naegleriidae
Exons: 1
Coding region: 8-1285 (425 amino acids)
Biological process (GO): formation of translation preinitiation complex
Molecular function (GO): RNA binding; translation initiation factor activity
Source: RefSeq, a predicted model, not a curated record
UAAAAAAAUGUUUAAAAAGACACUCAAGCAAACUCAAUCACACAAUUUAAAAUCUUCGGAUCGUAGAAAAUUAUUAAAACAAUUACAAGAACAAUAUCGAAAUAUUCCAGCACCUUCUAAUGCUGAUGAUGAAGAGGGUGGUAGUGCUAGUAGUGAUGAAAUAAAUCCAUGGAGAUUACUCGUACCAACAAAGAAUCAAAAUGUGGAAUUAUCAAAGUUUGUUAUUUAUCAUCAAACUGCUGCUUCGGAGGCAAUUUUAGAGGAAAUUCAGGUCGGAAAGAAUGUUCCUAAUAAGAAAAAGAAACAACAACAAUUGCAAAAACAACAAUUGAGAGCAGCAUCAGAUGUUCAAACUUUUAAUGUAAUUACUGUAGAUAAUGUUCCAAUGUUCUUUUCGAUUGAAAAAGAGGAAAUUUACUAUCCAACAAUAUUUGCUCUUCAAAUUGCACCUAAUUUAGUGGAUACUAUUUAUAUUGCUCAACCAGUUUCUCAUUAUCUUUUGCAAGGUGCUGAUUUAAUGAAACCUGGUGUGAGUAAAAAUCAAAAGAAUCAAAAUAUGAAUUUAAUUGGAGGAGAAAGAUUGAAUAAUAAGGGAAGUCAUGGAGGAAUUGGUCCAUUCAAGAAGGGUGACAUUAGAAGCAUUCAAGUGAGAGGAAAUCCCAUCCCAUUUGCCAUCGGUGACAUGAUUAUGGAUUUUGAUGAAUUUUCAAAAGCAGAUAAGGGGAAAUGUUUUGAAACAGUUCAUAUUUUCAAUGACUUUAUGUGGCAAUUUGGCGUGAAUCAUGCCCCUUCGACAUACUCUCAACCAGUUGGAUUUACAUCACAAAUUAUUGAAAUCUUAUCUGUGGAAGAAGAUGAAGAUGGUGAACAGCCAACCACUGAAAAGGUUGAAGUGACGCCAUUGGCUACAGAAGGAAAGUCAACUGUAGAAGGUAGUGAUGAUGAAGCAGAGCCAAGUGGUGAAGGUUCUUCUGAUAUCAAGCCAGAAGAGAUGGACUCUCUCUUGGAAUCAUACUUCCUCACUGCUUUAAAGAGUAGUGUUGAGGAUGAUCAAUUACCAAUGGAAGGAAGUGGAUUCUAUACUAAAAUGUUUGAAUUUAGCGAGGACAUAGUUUUGGAUAUUAAGAAAUCAACAUACAAGAAGUGGAGUAAAUUCCUCAAACAAAUGCAAAAGGAAAAUCUUGUCAAGAUGAAGGAUGUUAAGGGAACUUUCUUUGUGACAAAUAUCAAUAGAAGCCAUCCAAAAUAUUUGGCAGCUAGAGAACUUUCCCGAUCAUCCACAUAA